AUGUCUGAACAACCACUUCCCUCUCUGAACGUUGAUGGAUAUGCCAAUGUAUCAGUUUCUUAUUAUUUCCCAACAUGGUUAGGUUAUGCAACCAUCUCGAACAGUUCCUUCUUUUUCAUUGCCUAUGUAUUGCUGACAUGGACGAUUGUAUUUGUGGCCAUACAAUCUCUCACUCAACUUCUCAGAAUUGUGAACGAUGUUUUAACUAUUUACGCCAGAGAGACUGCUGAGACCGAGCGAUUAGUGGAAUGGAGUUUUUUUACUGCCUUGAAUACCAUAUCGGGAGUGACCACGUUCUUUACCUUCAUCAACAUAAUGUCACUCUUUGUCAUUUUGUUUUUUGUACAGCAAGUAUUUUGGCAAACGGCUAGAUUAGUAAGAGCAAUUUCACAGCAAGUUCACAACAUUAUUUCGAUAGUCAUGCGUAUUGUCAAUGGAAUUUUUCUUAUUGUUGGUGCAUGUACAGUCAUAUUGGGUGCAGUAUUUUAUGCUUGCAACCGAAUGGGAUUUAUCAAUAACACAACCACAACCAUAGUAUUUGCAUUGUGUUUUGCCAUUAUUGUGAGCAUGCUUCUAUUUUAUACUGUAAUGGUGUUGGCGAGUGGAAUUAUUGUUUUAAAAACAAUCAAACAAACAAGUACUUCCAACAAGAUAUUGACACAUACCACAGAUCAGAAACCUAUCGAACGCACAGAUUCCAGAUCUUCGUUUGACAUUAGAAAUUUUGAGAAGAAGGUUCAAAACCCUUUUAAAAUCACAUUUGGAUUGUUAGGAGCACUUUUAUUUUGUGUAUUCAUGGAAAUUAUUGCAGGUGGUCUUGCAUCUACCAUGACCAAUGUGGACAUUAUGAGACUCAUAAUGGAAACCAAAGAAAGAGAAUGCAUUCAAAGAAAUUGA
This is a messenger RNA of Naegleria lovaniensis, 897 nucleotides long. RefSeq lists its product as uncharacterized. The record is from RefSeq and is a predicted model, not a curated record. Lineage: Eukaryota; Heterolobosea; Eutetramitea; Acrasida; Naegleriidae. The transcript has 3 exons. Bases 1 to 897 code for a protein of 298 amino acids.